Loxodonta africana (African savanna elephant) is the source of this 1018-nucleotide messenger RNA. RefSeq names its product ELL associated factor 2 (gene EAF2). Bases 86 to 880 code for a protein of 264 amino acids. The transcript has 6 exons. The record is from RefSeq and is a predicted model, not a curated record. Gene Ontology annotation, biological process: transcription elongation by RNA polymerase II; regulation of DNA-templated transcription. Gene Ontology annotation, cellular component: super elongation complex. NCBI's taxonomy places the organism in Eukaryota, Metazoa, Chordata, Mammalia, Proboscidea, Elephantidae. Gene Ontology annotation, molecular function: transcription elongation factor activity.
UGCCGCUGGAGCUACUUGAGGCUGAGGUGGCAGAUGGUAGCGAGCCCGGCGGCGGCGGCGGCGGCAAAGUCGGAGGCAGAGGAUAAUGAUGAAUGGAGCGGCGGGACACUUGCACUUCGGCAGUCGCGAGCGAGUUCUCAAGUUGGGCGAGACUUUCGAGAAGCAACCGCGCUGCGCCUUCCACACUGUGCGCUAUGACUUCAAACCUGCUUCUAUUGAUACUUCUUGUGAAGGAGACCUUGAAGUUGGCAAAGGUGAACAGGUGACAAUAACCCUACCAAAUAUAGAAGGUUCAACUCCACCAGUAACUGUUUUCAAAGGUUCAAAGAAACCUUACUUGAAAGAAUGCAUUUUGAUUAUUAACCAUGAUACUGGAGAGUGUCGACUAGAAAAACUCAGCAGCAACAUCACUGUAAAAAAAACAAGAGUUGAGGGAAGUAGUAAAAUUCAGUCUCGUAUAGAACAACAGCAGCAACACAUGUGGAAUUCAACUAGGACUCCCAAUUUUGUAAAACAUUCUCCACCCAAAGACAAGAUGUCCCCAGUAUCUCCAAUGGAUGAUAUUGAAAGAGAACUGAAAGCAGAAGCUAGUAUAAUGGACCAGAUGAGUAGUUGUGAUAGUUCAUCAGAUUCCAAAAGCUCGUCAUCUUCAAGUAGUGAGGAUAGUUCUAGUGACUCAGAAAAUGAAGAGUGCAGAUCCUCUCCUUCUGAUCCAGGGAAUUAUAACUCAGGACAUCAUACCACGUCUGCCAUGCCACAGUACAAGAUUCCUGAUGCAGAAGCCAGUUAUAAUAGAUUUCAUGACAACAGUGGCCUUAUGAUGAACACUUUAAGAAAUGAUUUGCAGCUGAGUGAUUCAGGAAGUGACAGUGAUGACUGAAGAAACAUUUAGAUAUAAAUAUUAUGUUUACAAGGAUUGUGAUAAUUUACUUUGUAUUAAGAAUAAAAAUACCUAAGAUUGAGGAAAAUGUAUCUUAAUUUUUGAUGAUAAAAGUAAUUAAAUUUGAUUGUGAACUUU